GGGGGUAACCUUUGCCUCAGUUAAACGUUGAAACCUCAAGGCUCCGCCCUUCUGCCACCUGUUAGCCAAUGAAAGGCGGGAGCCGGGUGGCUCGCGGCCAAUAGGCGCGGGGGAAGGAAGCCGAAAGGGGCGCGGCCUGUGCGCGGGGGCCGCCGCGGCGGUGGUGGUGAUGCUGCCGCUUUCGGUUGUUGCCGGUUUCUGAGGGGGGGGGCGGGCUGGACGGGUCCGGCGGACAAGAUGGAGGACGGCGGCGAGGGAGGCGGCCCGGCGCUCCGGCUCGGCAUGAGCUUGGCAGAGAUCGCCGAGUCCCUGGGCUCCUCGGAGCAGGCGCUGCGCCUCAUCCUGUCCAUCUUGAUGGGCUACCCCUUUGCCUUGUUCCAGCGUUGUUUUCUUUUCCAGAAGGAGAUCUACCUCAUUCACCUAUACGACACAUUAACGGGGGUCUUACUUGCCUACUUCAACUUCGGGCCACAGUGCUGCCACUCCUUCAUAUGUGUCUUCAUUCAGUUUCUCAUACUGAGGCUCAUGGGCCGCACAGUCACUGCCGUUGCCACGACCUUUAUCUUUCAGAUGGUAUAUCUGAUGGCUGGCUACUACUUCACUGCCACAGAGCAGUAUGACAUCAAAUGGACCAUGCCGCACUGUGUCUUGACUCUCAAACUGAUUGGUUUGGCCUUAGAUUACUAUGAUGGCAGGAAGGAAGUGGAGGCCCUCACCCCGGAACAACAGCGGUUUGCCAUACGGGGAGUUCCUACGUUAUUGGAGGUCUACGGCUUCUCCUUUUUUUAUGGUGCCUUCAUGGUGGGGCCUCAGUUCUCAAUGUCACAAUAUCAGAAGCUGGUAAAGGGCGAGUUGACGGAUGUCCCGGGCCAAAGACCCAACAGCUUUGUACCUGCCCUUCAGCGCCUGGUUCUGGGUCUCUUCUUCUUGGUAGUCUACACUGUACUAGCUCCAUAUAUCUCUGAUGAUUACCUCGUCUCUGAUGCUUACUUGGAGCAGCCGUUCUGGCACCGCUGCCUUUAUAUCUUGGUCUGGGGCAAGGUGAUCCUCUACAAGUAUGUUACCUGCUGGCUGGUCACAGAAGGAGUUUGCAUCCUCACUGGCCUUGGAUACAACGGGAAGGACGACAAGGGGCGCCCCAAAUGGGAUGCUUGCGCCAACAUGAAAAUCUGGUUGUUUGAGACCACACCUUUCUUCACAGGGACCAUUGCCUCCUUCAACACCAACACGAACGCCUGGGUAGCCCGCUACAUCUACAAGCGACUGAAGUUCCUGGGAAACAAGUUACUCUCACAAGCCAUAUCUCUGCUUUUCCUGGCCAUCUGGCACGGGCUGCACUGUGGCUACUUGGUGUGCUUCCAAAUGGAGUUCCUGAUUGUCAUUGUUGAAAGACAGGUUAUCAGUCUAGUACGAGACAGUCCAGUGCUGAGUAAGUUGUCUUCAAUCACCAUCCUGCGGCCUCUCUACUAUUUUGUUCAGCAGUUUAUCCACUGGAUGUUCAUGGGAUAUUCUCUGGUGCCAUUUUGCCUUUUCACUUGGGAAAAGUGGAUCCAGGUAUACCAGUCUGUUUAUUUCUUAGGCCAUGUGUUGUUUUUCACGCUACUGUUUGCAUUGCCUUUCUUCCGAAAAGCACUUGUGCCACGGAAAGAGAAGCUAAAGAAAGCUGAGUAACAACCAAAAAAUUGUACUGCGUGUGCAUUUGUCGUGGGGAUUCCAGAAGCAUCAGCUGCCAAACUUGCUGCGUCCAAGCCUUGCCUGAGUGACAGAGGGAGGAAGAGAGCACAGGGGCUGCGGCCCCAGAAGGAGGGGGAAACGGGCUGCAGAUUCCCCCACCCCCUCUUACAUGUUGCCUUAUCUCUUGACUUCUCCCCCCCCCACCCCCCAUGGACACUCCAGUUUUUGGGAAAUGAUUGUAAAGCACUUGACGCAGCUGCCAUCUGGGAACAGAGCCACCGCUUGACUUUUUCUACCUUCCAGUUCUGCUAGAUAAAAAUCGGUCCCAGUUGGUUUUUCA
Heteronotia binoei (common prickly gecko) is the source of this 2014-nucleotide messenger RNA. It is a transcript of the gene LPCAT3, whose product is annotated as lysophosphatidylcholine acyltransferase 3. Gene Ontology annotation, cellular component: membrane. The transcript is spliced from 13 exons. The record is from RefSeq and is a predicted model, not a curated record. Gene Ontology annotation, biological process: phosphatidylcholine biosynthetic process; lipid modification. Bases 238 to 1671 code for a protein of 477 amino acids. Gene Ontology annotation, molecular function: lysophospholipid acyltransferase activity; 1-acylglycerophosphocholine O-acyltransferase activity. NCBI's taxonomy places the organism in Eukaryota, Metazoa, Chordata, Lepidosauria, Squamata, Gekkonidae.